This is a messenger RNA of Sorex araneus (European shrew), 990 nucleotides long. RefSeq names its product olfactory receptor 11A1-like. The coding region runs from base 1 to 990 and encodes 329 amino acids. Gene Ontology annotation, cellular component: membrane. The transcript has a single exon. Gene Ontology annotation, molecular function: olfactory receptor activity; G protein-coupled receptor activity. The record is from RefSeq and is a predicted model, not a curated record. Gene Ontology annotation, biological process: G protein-coupled receptor signaling pathway. NCBI's taxonomy places the organism in Eukaryota, Metazoa, Chordata, Mammalia, Eulipotyphla, Soricidae.
AUGAGGAAGCAACCCAGUGCUGACAGUGAGAACCAGACCACCUGGCUGAUUCUGGUGGGCUUUGGGGAGCUACAAUACCUAGGCUUCCUUCCCUUCACCCUCUUUCUGGCCAUAUAUGUGGUUACAGUUGGGGGUAACAUGCUUAUUGUGCUUGCUGUGGCUUCCAGUCGGACUCUUCACACGCCCAUGUAUUUUUUUCUGUGUCACUUUUCCCUGCUGGAGAUUGGGUACACCUCCAAUAUUGUGCCUCACUUGUUGCGGAGCUUCUUGGAAGGGAAGGAAACAAUCUCGCUGGCCAGUUGCCUGUUCCAAUUCUACAUCUUUGCCUCACUGGCUGCAGCUGAGUGCCUUCUGCUUUCUGCUAUGUCCUAUGACCGUUACUUGGCCAUCUGCCGCCCCCUUCACUAUCCUACUCUGAUGAGCACCUGGCUGUGUGGCUGCAUGGCCACUGGCGCCUGGCUCAGUGGAUUUUCUUUCUCUGCCUUUACUCUGGCCUUGGCAGCCCCUCUGCCCCUCUGCCCUGGCAGCAGAAAGAUUGACCACUAUUUCUGCGACUUUGCUCCAGUUGUAGGAUUGUUCUGUGGUGAUGUGAGGGUCAUGUGGGGAGCUGGUGUCAGCAUUUCGGGGUUUCUGACACUGGCCCCCUUUCUGCUGAUUGUCGCGUCUUAUGCUCUCAUCCUGAGAACCGUGCUGCGAAUACCUACAGGCCAUGGGAGGCAGAAAGCCUUCUCUACUUGUUCCUCUCACCUCAGCGUUGUAGGGGUGUUUUAUGGCACUCUCAUCGUGGUCUAUGUAGCCCCCACAGACCACAUGGCACCCCAGCUCCGAAAGACCUUCUCCGUUCUCUACACUGUGUUCACCCCUAUGGUAAAUCCUAUUAUCUACAGCCUUAAGAAUCAAGAGGUGAAGGGGACACUUCGCAGACUCUGGGGACAACUCAUCCCAGGACAUACCACACAAAGUGGGCUAGGACGACUACUGACUUCUUAG